AUGGAUAAGCAGCGUCAAAAGGUGGCUGUCAUCGGUCUCGGCAUCGCCGGCCUUGUCGCUGUCAAGAAUCUACUCGAAGUCGGCUUCGAUGUGACUGGAUUUGAGCGCAAUGAGUAUGUCGGAGGUCUCUGGCAUUACACCGAGCAAGACAAGACAUCAGUCUUACCGAACUCCACGCCCAGUCAUUGCCCAUCCGCCAAGGUGGAAGAGUACAUUGAGUCCUACGUAGACCACUUUAACUUUCGCGAUAAGCUUCGCUUGGGUGUAUCGGUCGAGAAAGUCGGACGCGAUGAUGAGGGCAAUCGCUGGGUGGUAGACAUCCAGGGCUCAGGGCCUGAGUAUUUCGACAAGGUCAUUAUGGCGACGGGCGGAAACAAUCGUCCUCACAUUCCCAAGGUCGAGGGCAUGGAGCAAUUCGAAGGCGACGUUCUACAUUCGCGCGCCUUCAAACGACCAGAACUCUUCAAGGGCAAACGCGUGGUUGUUGUCGGCGUCUCGAACACGGGCGCAGACACUGCAGCAGCUCUUUGUGGACAUGCUGAAAAAGUCUGGCUAUCUCGCAGCCAUGGUGUUAUAGUGAUCCCGCGAAAGCGCGAUGGCAUCCCAUUCGAUCACACCCUCACAGCGCGCACAAUGGCCUUUAUGGCAAUGUUCGAGAGGAGAUUCCCUCGUCUCUACGAAGUCAUCUUCAACGCCAUCUGCAAGAAAAUGCAGGACAACGCGUUCAAGAUGAGGCCCGAAUGGGGUCUUUCUCCUGCGGAUUCCGUCCUGCACGCUCUGCCCGUCAUAUCGGACAAUCUCAUCCCCCUACUCGAAUCAGGCGGCAUCACCUGUAUCCCGAAAAUAAAGCGCGUCACAGGGCCCAAAGAAAUUGAGCUCACGGACGGAACGCGUCUAGAUGUUGACGCGAUCAUCUGGUGCACUGGAUACAAGGCAGACUUCAGCCUCCUAGACGCCAGCGUUGAUCCCACGCGUAACACAACGCCAAAAUGGGCAGAAACAAUCGGAUCUCGUGGCAAACCUCUUCCUCGUCUCUACCAGAACGUGUUUUCGCUCGAUCACCCAGAUUCACUAGCCUUCCUGGGCAAUGUCCUCGUCGCAACAAGCGCAUUCCCCAUCAGCGACCUCUGCACCAUGGCAAUCGCACAAAUCUGGAAAGGAAACUCUGCCCUCCCAUCAAUCGACGAGAUGAACCGCGCCACAGACAAGCACCACGAGGCAAUAUGUAAGCUUGCCAAUAGAGGCAGCGUGGUGCCUGGUUGGCUGCGACAGGCUGACUGGCUUGCAUGGGCUGACAAGGCAGCUGGGUCACAAGUAUAUGAACAUCUCGGGUGGGGAUUGAAAGGCUGGAAGUUGUGGUGGAAUGAUCGUGCGUUGUAUAGGAUGUUGAUGGAUGGGGUUUUUACGCCGUUUGUUUGGAGGGUUUUUGAUGGGGAGGGGAAGAGGGUGAAGUGGGACGGGGCGAGGGAAGCGAUUGAGAAGGUUAAUGCUGAGUUGGCGGCUGCAAAGGCGAGGAACAAGAAUAAGAAGACUCAGUAG
Molecule: messenger RNA, 1539 nt
Organism: Fusarium musae
Lineage: Eukaryota; Fungi; Ascomycota; Sordariomycetes; Hypocreales; Nectriaceae
Exons: 5
Coding region: 1-1539 (512 amino acids)
Molecular function (GO): flavin adenine dinucleotide binding; N,N-dimethylaniline monooxygenase activity; NADP binding
Source: RefSeq, a predicted model, not a curated record